CCCGAAGUGUAAACAAAAAUGAACAGUUUGCCUGACGUUUGAGAGUCGCAUAGAUAUAAUUUUGUCUGUCCCAUGGCUGUGAUAUUUUUAUGAAUAUGGCUUCAGUUAAAGUAGCAGUGCGUGUCCGACCCUUCAAUAAAAGGGAAUAUGACUUGAAUUCUGUAUGUAUUGUGGAAGUUGAAGACAAGAAAACAAAGCUUAUCAAUCAUAAGGUAAACACGAAUGAAAGUGGAGAGAGUCGGGAGCGCAUUAAGGAAUUUACGUUUGAUUACUCCUAUUGGUCUCACAAAGACUCCGAUAAACAUUUUGCUCCACAGGAGCAAAUAUAUGAAGAAUUAGGGACAGAUGUUGUAUCAAAUGCUCUCCAAGGAUAUAAUGCCUGUGUCUUCGCUUAUGGUCAAACAGGAAGUGGCAAAACCUUCACAAUGAUGGGCUCCCAGGCCAAUCCAGGGCUGAUUCCCAGAAUAUGUGAAGCUCUGUUUUCAUCAAUGGCUGAAGGCAGAGAAGCUGGAACUACUUACAAAGUUGAAGUAAGUUACCUAGAAAUCUACAAUGAACGUGUGAAAGACUUGCUGAGACAAGGUGCCCAAAACACCACGCACUCUCUUCGUGUUAGAGAGCACCCUAAACUUGGCCCCUAUGUUGAAGAUCUCUCCUGCCAUCUAGUCCACCAGUAUCAUGAUAUUCAGGAAUUGAUGAGAAGAGGGAACUCGCAUCGUACAACUGCAAGCACCCACAUGAAUGACACAAGCUCAAGAAGUCAUGCUAUUUUUACUGUAACCUUCAUUCAGGCUAAACUAUUGUCAGACACUCCAUUAGAAACUCGGUCUAAAAUUCACCUUGUUGAUUUAGCUGGCAGUGAAAGAGCAGAUGCAACAGGAGCAACUGGGCAGAGGCUUAAAGAAGGUGCUCACAUUAAUAAGUCACUGGUGACUCUAGGCUCAGUCAUCAGUGCUUUGGCUGAGCAGGCAGCAAAGGCCACCACAGGAAAAAGUGUCUUCAUUCCCUACCGUGAUUCAGUCCUUACCUGGUUGUUGAAAGAUUCCCUUGGUGGCAAUUCAAAAACUAUUAUGAUUGCAAGCAAACAGUGAAACAGGGAGCAUAAUGGCAGCUCUCAGCCAGAAACAAGCUAAGGAGAAAGAACUAACAGAUCAAUGGAACGAAAGAUGGAGCGAGACGCACACAAUACUUCAGGAGCAGAAAACUCUUGGCCUUAGAAAAGCUGGACAAGGUGUUGUUUUGGACUCUGAACAACCACAUCUCGUACUGAUAGAUGACAACCUACUAACUACUGGUGUUACUCUUUAUCACCUUAAUGAUGGUAUCACAACAAUUGGUUCUCUUGCCUCACAAGAUAUUAGGCUGGAGGGCGGAGAAGUAUUAGAAGAGCACUGUACAAUUGAGCUACACGAUGGUGCGGCAACACUCGAAUCUAAGCAUGAUGCCCAGUGUUGGGUUAAUUCUCAGCUGGUUGACAAACCAAGUAAACUUACACAAGGUUGUGUAGUUGUGCUAGGAGGGAGCCAUAUGUUUCGUUAUAACGACCCCCAAGAAGCAGCUAGGUUAAGAAAAGAAGGAAAUAAAACACAUCUUAAUCUUUCGCGACUCUCCUUCUUGUCCAGAUCAGCUACAGAUCUUGUUAGAUCAUGCGACAACCUUUCUGGGAUGGACAGUGAUCUUGAGAAGACCCACUCGGAUAGUAGCAGCAGUUCGCGGAUGAUUAAGAUGUCAAGGCUAGCAGAAACCACAGAUCAUUGUGAAAUUUCAACUCAAACAAGUCUCCAUACACAUAGUCAACCCACCACUCCUGUUGGCAGCCUUCCUGAAGACUGUAUUAUUGCUAAUCCUGCUCUUAGAAAAUCUAGCUUAAUGCUUCCACUGAUGGGAGAGAAAGAAGAUUCAGUUGUAACUUCCAAUUCAAUCAACUCAACUCCUGCAUCAGAUACUUUUUAUACAGCUACUUCUGUUCUUUCCCCUGACCCUUAUGACCUGACAUCACCCUUGUCUCCACUACCUCUUGAUGCACCUCACUCAGGAACUGAAAUGGAUAAAGAGGAGUCAAACAAGGGUGCUCUUGGUGCCUUUGUUGGUGAUAGAAGUGACUUCGUUUCUAAAGUGCCUAAAGAAAAAGAUGCAAAAGAACAUGAUAUAUCACAGUUUGAGAAAGAUGAUGAAAUGUGUGCGUCUGUGUAUAGAUCUCCUAAUGUCAGUGAUACUGAAAAUGUGUCAAAAAUAUUUCCACCUAAUGAUAAGGAUGUUAGUGAUAUAGAUGAAAAGUGUUUACCAGCUGUAAAUGAUACCGAGUUAAAAGGUACAUGUAAUAUUAUUGACAGUGGUGCUUUUCUCACGUCUCCCAUCCUUCAAGUUGAUGGCCGUUCAGAAUUACAGGGAUCUCCUGCUAUAGGCUUAGAAGCGACAUCUACACCUAUUAAAGCUGGAAGUACUCGAGGGCUUGGAAAGGGUUUUGGAAAUAAAUGCAGCCAGUUAUACGAUAAAGAUAAAAAAGAAAAUUCAAGUUCUUUUUUGUACAAUGUAAAUGGGAUUGAGUUUUCUGAAUUAAACAGUGUAUCAUUGAACAGAGAUUCCGGUAACCCUAAUUUAUUUGAAUCUAAGUUAGAUAAUGGCAACACAAAAUCAAAUAACAAUAAUGGUUCUUCGGGAAAUGGAAACAUGGAAGUAAAUCAAUCUCAAGAACUGGAGCCUGAGAAAAAAUACGUUGAUAGAACUUUAUUAACUAGUGCAGAAGACAGUGAUAUACCGAGUGAUGGAACCAAAAAAUCCCCAGCUUGGUACUCUGAGUUGGACGGAAAUGAAGGAAGUGCACUAAUAUCUACAGAUACUGAAGCUGCGAAAGCAGCAGAGGUGCUUUUAAGACUGAGGGAAAGCAGUGAUAAUUCCAAUAUCAGCAUCAAUGAGAAGAUUCGUGAGCUUGAAGCUUUAAAACAUCAUUAUUGCAAUUUAGAGGACCAACUAAUACAUCAACCAUCUGUUACAAGACUGGAUUCACAGGGCUGCACAGCAAUUACUCAAGAAUUAAAAGACGAGGAGAAUGAGCUAAAAGAUGAGGAGAAUGAGCUGAAAGCUGAGAGACCAGCACAUCUUCCCUUAGAUUCGACUCUUCUGCAAGAGGACAGAUUAGCUCUGCUUAUUGAGCGAGAAGUUCAGAGACGUGUUCUUGAAGAAGUUGUUGCCCGAGAAAGUGCAACUUUGAGUGCAAGGUCACCUUUCCGAAGAACAUACCGUUCCAUGAGCGCCUCAUUGGAUCCUUGGAGUUUAGGAGUGAGGGUCUUAUCUCCAUCAGAACUGAGGCCAUACACUUCAAUGAGUGCUGGCUAUGAUAUGGAAGGUGAAAUUGGGAAUCGUCUUUAUCAGAGUGCAACAUCUGCAGAUGAUCUACUACUCACACCUGCUCCCAUACAAUCUCCAUUAACUGGUGACUACGACAUGUCGUGUGGAAUCUGUAUCAGCAUACCAGGCUACGAGAUGAGAGGUGCUGGCUCAUCUUCACACUGGGAGUAUGAGGUAAAAAUUUCUGCUGGAAAUGAUUCUUGGACAGUUUUUAGAAGAUAUCGAAGAUUCAGGGAACUCCAUAUGUACAUGUGUCAUAAAUAUGGGCAACCUGUUGAAGAACUAUACUUUCCACCCCGACGACUCUUUGGUAACUUCACAGAGAGGGUAGUGGCUGAGCGUAGGAUUCAGCUUGAGGUAUACCUUCAACAACUUAUUGUUCUCUGUAGUGAAUUAGAAGGCUCUCCACUAUGUGGCGCUUCUCCAUCCCGUACCACUCUGGCGUACUUCUCUCCCUUCUUCCAGCGAGGAGUUUUUGAAGCCUCUAGACAUAAUACAAGCUAGAUUUGGAGCAACAAUGAUGUUGGUGAUGUCAAAAGUUAUUGCUAAUUUUUCCAUUGUCACAUGUAAGAAAAUAUUGUAUGAGCAGGGAGGGUUGAGCUGUGUAUUUUAGACUGAAGAUUAGUUAAUGUGUAUAAUCUGUAUCCAUAAAAACUGAUAUGAAUACGAAUUUAUUUCUAUUACCAUAGAAUCAGUAUGAAAAUUCAAAGUAAUAAAUCUAUAUAAAUGUACUGUAAAAAUUAUCGUAGCAACUUUUUUUUUCAGAUUUAUAUACUGUAUAAAAAAUUGACUAGAUAUUAAGAAGUGCAAUGUUGAUUGCCAUUGCACAUAAGAAAAUAUCAAUAAAGUAUGAUUAUUGAGUAUGAUAAUCAUACUUUAUGUAAAGUAUGAUGUUAUUGAGGCAGCAAUAUUUAUGCACAAAAACAUUAAUCAAAAAUAUUCAAAAGUAUAAUAGCCAUUUUCUGUACAUUUGUAGUUUCAUUAUGACAGUUUGAACUUGAGAGAGAGCUUGUUUAGCCACUCCCUGUGAAAUGUAGCACUCACUUCAUGGUUUUCCAUUAAUUUAUUAUUUGUAUUAAAUAUCUUCAUAAUUUCUUAAAUUUAAAUGAAAUAACUACCCUCUAAUCAUGUUAGCUAAGAUAAUUUUUUAUUAUAAAUAUAUAUUAUACAUAUAUUGUAUAAAUAUAUAUAUUACAUAAAUAUAUAUAUUAUAUAUAUUGUAUAAAUAUUUUUUUUUUUAAAUAAAGGAAGGGAGUACCCCCCUCUGGCUGGAAGAAGGGGACUCUUACCCUCGGAGGAAACCACUCAUAAUGCAUUGGAGCGAAUGUUUAGGUCCCCUCCAACACAGUUUUCUCCUACCACCUUCUUUUUCUGUGUCUAGCUAUAUAUAUAUAUAUAUAUGUAUGUGUAUGUGUAUGUGUUGAAUAUGACCGAAAAGGU
This is a messenger RNA of Procambarus clarkii (red swamp crayfish), 4788 nucleotides long. Lineage: Eukaryota; Metazoa; Arthropoda; Malacostraca; Decapoda; Cambaridae. The record is from RefSeq and is a predicted model, not a curated record.